Messenger RNA from Carassius auratus (goldfish), 1757 nucleotides. RefSeq names its product cell growth regulator with RING finger domain protein 1-like. The record is from RefSeq and is a predicted model, not a curated record. Bases 176 to 1204 code for a protein of 342 amino acids. The transcript is spliced from 6 exons. NCBI's taxonomy places the organism in Eukaryota, Metazoa, Chordata, Actinopteri, Cypriniformes, Cyprinidae. Gene Ontology annotation, biological process: negative regulation of cell growth.
UGGGCCACCGUAGCGUCCGUCACAGCCGGAAGUUUACGUUAGUGAUUUCUUGAAGGUACCUGCUUGGCCCAACGCUAGACUGCACAGGAUACAAGAUACCGCACUUAAAAAAAUAAAAAUAAAAUAUUACACGUACUGGCAUUUAUGCGCACUGUAUUAAUGUAACAUUAUAAGCAUGGCUGCGGAGUUUUUAGUGCUGCUGUAUGAGUAUUCUCCUCUCUUUUACAUUACUGUCAUAGCAGUAUGUUUCAGUAUCACUGUGGCUGUUGUGUUGGGCUGGUUUGGAUUUGAAGUCCCGGUCAUUUUACGCAGUCCAGAUGAGACUGGAUCUCUCACACCUGUCAAUGAGAGGAAGAUGGUGCAGGUGACCAACCCCUUCGCUCUGGAGAUGGGCUCUGCGGCUGCUUUGACAGUCACUGAGGGUGUGAGUUUGCGGCCGUAUUGUCUUGAAGACAGCGUCCUGAGCUGUUUUUGGGGCUGUGGGGUCCAGGCUCUCCAGGCGGCCCUUCAGAGUCACCAGUGUGGGCUCCGGCUCCGGCUCCGCACACCAGAGCAGUUUCAAGAGGCUCUGGAAUUAAACUACUACCAUCAUCAAAGCUUCAAUAUACAUAAAGAAGAAAAAGAAGAAUACUUCACUCAGAUGCCGCCAGAUCUCGGAGUGACCCAUUUUGGGCUGCUUCCCCGGGAUCGAUACCCCUUGGUGGCUGUGUUGACACUUGCCAAUCCAGAAACCAGAGACAACUACAAUAUUGUGGCCAGUGUGACAGUGUUGCACGUUCCUGAUGACAAAUACAGACUCUCUGCGAGGAUCCUGUUUCAGUAUCUUCUCACGGCACAUGGGAAUUUGUACGACCUGAAGCCUCUCUUCAUGUCAGCAGACAACAGCAACUUGUCUGGAAUCACAGAGCCUUCAACUAGCACUCAAGGGGCGGAGCCACAGCCCGAAAGGCCAGGUGAGAAGUGGGAGGAGUCUGAUGCAGAAGGGGAGUGGCCUGAUGCUCAAGGCAGGGAUUGUGUGGUGUGUCAAAACGCACCAAUAAACAGAGUGCUGUUGCCAUGCAGACAUGCAUGUGUAUGCGACGGCUGCGUGUGCCACUUCCAGCACUGUCCGAUCUGCCGGGCAUUUGUCCUCGAAUCUUUUGCUCUGGCUAACCGACCAGCUCGUGAUGACGAAGAAGAGGAGGAGGACUUAACAGAAGACUAAGCCUGUGUAAACUCAGUAUUAAAAGCAAGCCUUUGCUGCAAAAGCUAAACUAGAAAAGGAAAUGUAUCAUCUUUAAGAUUAAGAGAUGCACGCAGGUGACCUUUAUCCCCGAGUAUGGAUACUUCUAGAAUUAUGUCAGUUUUAGGCUUUUGAAGUUGAGUGUACUUGUAUAUAGAGAUUUUAAGUUGAAUAGAAUAUUUAUUUAUUUUCAUCAAUGUGUUGGUUUAACUAGCAAAUAUACAUUUCAGAAGUAAUCAUUGCGGAGUUUAGGAGAGAUAUUGUGGAAACAACAUGGGGGUUUAUCUAAUUUCUUUAAUCAUUGACUUUAAUGAUGUGGGGAAAAGCAGGCCAGGCACACACAGUUUAACUGAUCACACAGAUUUCUACACAGAAGUCUACACUUGGCCAACAGGUAAAUACCUUUUAUAUUCAAACUGGGGCUAAACAAAGCAUUAACUGAACAGCUGAAGUCACUUGAUGGUAGUAGUAAUUGCAAUGGAUCCUCAGAAUGCUUUAAAAUAUUGAAAAAGAAGUGUUGUGUCCAUGGACAGUA